CGGCCAGCAUCAAAAUGCCAACCCAAUGUCUGUGAGCGCUAAAGUGUUAUUUUGCGUUUUCUUGCGACGUUCACGCGAUAUCGAUUGAUCCACCCUCGGGGUGGAGACGGUCCGCACAAGGACUGCUGCAGUGCGUUGCUAAUUGGGUGUAGUCCCCAGUGCGGGUGCCAUGGAAUAUGAGUACAUGUUGAUGCGAAAUGAAAAGGAAACGCAAAACCGCUACUGCGGAGGCCGUGUUUGGUGCGUCCAGGACAUUUGUGGCAUCAUAUGCGCCGUCCUUACGUGGAGUUUGAUAUUGUACGCGGAGUUCGUCGUCACAAUGGUGAUCCUUGUGCCGAAUCCUUAUAAAGCAUACAGGUACAUUAAUUUUAUCAUCUUUAACACUGCAUCGUUCCUUGCGUUUGCAUCGCACCUGCGGACAAUGCUGUCUGAUCCGGGUGCUGUUCCGAAAGGGAACGCCACGAAGGAGAUGAUCCAGCUGCUCGGCUAUCAGGAGGGGCAGGUGUUUUUCAAGUGCCCGAAAUGUUGCAGUAUUAAGCCCGAACGAGCCCAUCACUGCUCGGUAUGCCAGCGCUGCAUACGCAAAAUGGACCACCACUGUCCGUGGAUCAACAAUUGUGUCGGGGAGAACAACCAGAAGUUUUUUGUACUUUUCACGUUUUACAUAGCGUUUAUCUCCAUCCAUUCGAUCUUCUUGGCGGUCAACCAGUUCUGUCUGUGCAUCAAGAAUGAGUGGAGGGAAUGCUCGAACUACUCGCCACCGGCGACGGUAAUACUGCUGCUGUUCCUCAUACUGGAAGCGCUCCUGUUUGCGGUCUUCACCAUGAUCAUGCUCGGCACCCAGCUGAAUGCAAUCUGGACCGAUGAAACGGGUAUAGAGCAGCUGAAGAAAGAGGAAGCCCGGUGGGUGAAAAAAUCUCGCUGGAAAAGCUUUCAGGCCGUGUUCGGUAACUUUUCGCUAUCAUGGUUUUCACCAUUCACUCAGCCGCUUCGAGCCAAGCAUGGUAAUUAUUUAUAUUCAUGGUUCGGGAUGGUCAUCGUCUGGAAGGUGACCGAUUUGGCGUUUUUGAAGAACGAAUCCGGGCGCCACAUGUUUUUCAGCCAGUCCACCUCCAGCAGCCGGUACUCGGACGUCAUGUUCUCCGGUAACCGCAACCGAUGGUCCUUCCACGUCUGGGCGAAGAAGAUGUCGGCCGCGUACGUCAUCGAGUUUUCGUCAAUCGAAUCCAGCCCCAUGACGGUCACGUGGAAGGCAACGCUCGUCGGCUGGCCGUCCUUUUUCGGCGGGCGCAUCUUAUCGUACAGCUUCGGAUCCUCCGGCAGAAUAUCGUUGAACAUAGCCGUCUCCAGGAUGCACACAUCGGUCGACCUGGUACGUUUCGAGUCGUUCAUCCGGGUUCCGGAAAUAUUUUUCGACAUGAUCGGCGUCGCACGGUACGGCGAACCCAGGGGAACGUGGCGAGCACGGUUGAAGCAGCUACUUUUCUGGAGCUCGUACGCCAACACCGCCUUUUGUUUGGUGAUCGAACACAUCUUCUUCAUCCAGGCCGCCGACAGCUCGGCCAACUUUUUGCAACUGACGGCUCUGGCCCCGUGCAUUGGCUUCACAGCGCUUUCAUUCGUGAAGAUCAUGACGAUCAAGGCGAACGAAGCCAAGCUGACCGGAAUGUUGCACCGGCUGGACGAGAUGUUCCCGAAAUCGUCCGUCCUUCAGGAGCGCUACGGUGUUUAUCAGUACAACCGUGAGUCGCAGGUCGUGAUGAAAUCCUUCAGCAUACUGUACAUGAUUUUGAUCUGGAUGUUCAAUCUGCUGCCGUUGGCAUCGAUGGUGAACCGGUACUACACCGAGGGCAAGUGGCUCAAGGAGUUGCCAUACUUCAUGUGGUACUGGUACGAUUGGCACCAGCCGGGCCUGUUCGAGGUCACCUUUUUGCACCAGAAUUGGGGCGGAUUCGAUUCGGCCGUAUUCAACCUGUCCACGGAUCUGUUGUUUUGUGCCAUCAUCCUUCUGCUGUGCCUGCAGUUCGAUAUCGUUGCCUACCGAUUGCGUCACAUGCUUCCGAACGAUCACGAGGAGUUGCUCGAAAGCAUUCGGAUCCAUCAGAACGUCAUCGAGUUGAGCAACGAAUUGGAGCGCAUCUUCUCACCGUCGCUACUGGUCAACUUUCUGGGCAGUUCGGUCAUCAUCUGUCUGGUGGGAUUUCAGGCCACCGCCGGACUUACACCCAUCGAUCUGUUCAAGUUCGUACUUUUUCUCGUGUCCUCGCUGGUGCAGGUGUUUCUGCUGUGUUACUAUGGGAACAAGCUGAUCGAAGCGAGCGCCCAGAUCCCGUACAGUGCCUUCGAGGGGCGCUGGAUCGAUGCAUCAAUUUCGCACCAAAAAUCGUUACUGCUCGUCAUGUUACGCUCGAUCAAGCCGCAGAAGCUGACCGCGUUGAAAUUUUCCAUUGUUUCACUAGCCAGCUACUCGAAGAUUUUAAGCACAUCGUUCUCCUACUUUACUCUUCUGAAAGCGAUCUAUGAGCCAACCAAUGCUUCAAGUCAGAAAUAG
Messenger RNA from Anopheles bellator, 2551 nucleotides. RefSeq lists its product as uncharacterized. The transcript has 10 exons. Gene Ontology annotation, molecular function: odorant binding; olfactory receptor activity; palmitoyltransferase activity. Gene Ontology annotation, cellular component: plasma membrane. Gene Ontology annotation, biological process: detection of chemical stimulus involved in sensory perception of smell; sensory perception of smell. Bases 170 to 2551 code for a protein of 793 amino acids. NCBI's taxonomy places the organism in Eukaryota, Metazoa, Arthropoda, Insecta, Diptera, Culicidae. The record is from RefSeq and is a predicted model, not a curated record.